Molecule: messenger RNA, 2108 nt
Organism: Sitodiplosis mosellana (orange wheat blossom midge)
Lineage: Eukaryota; Metazoa; Arthropoda; Insecta; Diptera; Cecidomyiidae
Exons: 2
Coding region: 483-1922 (479 amino acids)
Source: RefSeq, a predicted model, not a curated record
AUUCAUUCUCUGGCUCACUGUCACACUGUCUCGCUGUUUCUCUUUCUCUCUGUCUCUCUGUCUCUCUCUUUCUCUCUCUACUUCUCUCUUUAAUUCUCUCCUUCUUUCUUUCCAUUUCCAUUCAUAUUUGGAAAAAAAAAUUCCUCUUCAGCAACACCUUUACAAAAUUUCCAGUCAACUCAACAAGCAAUUGAAAGCCAUGCUAAGAAAACAUCAUAAGACUCUGCAUCCACUUUUGUGCAAUACAAAAGCUACAGCUAUUCAAACAGAAUGUGGAAUGACAAGUAAAACAUUUCUACUGGACAAAUUUAUAUGACACUUUGACGUAGUUCCAUGUUAUUUCCACAGAUGCAGAAUAUGCAUCUUUGUCAUUUGUCAUCAAGCAGUCUCACCGGCAACAUCUUCCUACAUUUUCCACAGACGAACUCAUUGAUUGAUAAAGCAAACAAAGAGCUCUUUGAUAUCUGAUUGUUUCUUCGGAGAUGAACGCCAUGUCGUUGUCAACGAAUCGUUUUCGUAAGCGAAAUCACAAUGGUGAGCUGAUGGAAGUAGAGCAGCCGGAAAAAUUGCGCUCUGUUGAAUCGAAUGCACCAAUCAAGCUCACUGAGUUGAAUGAAGAAUGUCUCAUGCAUAUUAUGGGUUUGCUGAAUCUUGAUGCCUUAUCGGUAGUUGCUCAAGUGAACAUGCGACUCAAUCAAUUGGUCUACAAUUUCUUGGAGGAAAAGUACGACGUAUCCAAAGUGUCACUUUUCACUUCUGAUCAAGCUCAAUGGCUUUGGUUGGGUGGCACAACCGGCAAAUUCAUCUUCAAAGAUCUCUCAGAUGUCACCAAAUUCUUCCGCAAAACUGGCGAUUUGAUUACAUGCUUAUCAAUCUCUUGUUCACCGCACAGCAGCCUCUAUCACAUGUACCAAAUGGUGGAGAAGUCGAUUUUCGAGCACUGUUACGAGACACUGACCAAAAUCGAAAUCGCAUCAAAUCUGUUGCCGGUGUUGAGCGAAGUGACCAAGGUGUUUUACAACGUUGAAGAGUUGUAUCUGCAUGGAUGUGAGCUGAGUGAGAAUCUUUCGCAACAGUUUGACAUUUAUUUCCCGUCGUUGGUUCGACUGACUCUGAUUGAUUGCAAAACACGCGAUCCAAAGUGCAUUGAAACGCAAUUUGCAUGCUUGGAAGAACUGACCGUGGUUGGCAAGCGCAAAAAUCGAAUGGUUUUCAAGAAAACUAAUAUCAAAGAAGCGAUUCGGCGAAAUCCGCAGCUUCGACGCCUCGUCGUCGAUUUCAACUCAACCAACGAUCGAGAAGCGGCCAGCAAUGACAGUGAUUAUGAAUUGGAUUCGGAUUUCUAUCGAUUUGUUAGUGAAGCAUUGCCAAAGUUGAAAAGUUUGAAGGUGUUUGGAGAACGAAAACAUCAAGUCGACCCAACAGAAGACGACAUCGAGUUUUGGCGCCUGAAGAAGUUAUCGCUGCAUUAUAUUUACAGCCAAGAUCCAAGUGCUAUUGCACCAUUCAAAUUCAAUCGACUUCGCGAGCUGAAACUUCAACACAUGACAACGUUGUCCGAUGAAUGGGUGCAAUUCAUCAUUCGUAAUGAUUGUUUGGAGAAGCUAACGGUUGAUAUCAAAUGCAGCUGGGAGGAUGAGAAUGAAGAAUCACACCGCAUUCAUUCACAAAUCGAAAAAGAACAAUUGCUCACGAUUGUUAAGUGGCUGCCGAAAUUGGAAGAACUCCAUUUAUCAGCUGGAGCUGUCGAUACUAAAGACAUUAUGGCUAUUCUACCGAAACGAAAGUCACUGAUGAAGAUUUAUCUUCGCGAUUACAACGAAAUCGAUUCAAUUGUUGAUACAUUCGACAAAUUGACGGCCAAGAAGAAAUGGUUGGUGGACUAUGAUGCACAAAAUCUGAUUUUGAAGCGCUUUGCAUGAUGGAAAUAGUAGUAAAUGACUUUUUGUACUUAACUCAAUAUUAUGCGCAAAAAUUGUUUGGAAAUGUAAUGCAUUAGAAUGAAAAUAGAUUGGUUUCAAUGUUGAACAGAUCCAUAUAUUGUUUUCUCAAGAAUUUAUCACAAAACAAACGACGAACCACCAGACUAUGAAAUAAAUAAAAUUCAA